Messenger RNA from Camelus dromedarius (Arabian camel), 4307 nucleotides. RefSeq names its product ring finger protein 40 (gene RNF40). Gene Ontology annotation, molecular function: ubiquitin protein ligase activity; metal ion binding. Bases 220 to 3225 code for a protein of 1001 amino acids. The transcript has 20 exons. Gene Ontology annotation, cellular component: nucleus; HULC complex. The record is from RefSeq and is a predicted model, not a curated record. Lineage: Eukaryota; Metazoa; Chordata; Mammalia; Artiodactyla; Camelidae.
GCGGGACAAAGGGCGACCAAUAGAAACAGGAAAUGGAGAAGACUUCGCCACAUCCGGCACUGUCUCUGGCGCCUGCGCUCUGUGCUGAGGAGGCUAGUGACGUCCGGUGAAGUCCAAGAUGGCGGCGUUAGGUUGAACCUGCUGCCGGUGACGGAAGUGCCCCCUACUCCUGCCUGACGUCCCUCGGGAGACCCUGCGCCGCUCCUCGCUGCCGCGGCCAUGUCUGGGCCCGGCAACAAACGCGCUGCCGGUGAUGGGGGCUCCGGGCCCCCAGAGAAGAAGCUGAGCCGCGAGGAGAAGACCACAACCACACUUAUAGAGCCCAUUCGUCUUGGGGGCAUUUCUUCCACGGAGGAGAUGGACCUGAAGGUUCUGCAGUUCAAGAACAAAAAACUAGCAGAGCGGUUGGAACAGAGACAGGCUUGUGAGGAUGAACUCCGAGAAAGAAUUGAGAAGCUGGAGAAGCGGCAGGCCACAGAUGAUGCCACACUCCUCAUUGUCAAUCGCUACUGGGCCCAGCUGGAUGAAACUGUGGAAGCCCUUCUCCGACACCAUGAGAGCCAAGGAGAGCUGUCUUCAGGGACAGAGAUGCCUGGGACCCAGGAGGGGCUGACACGUGAUGAGACCCCUCUUACAGAGCCAGGGACAUCGGAGCUGAGGGAGCCCCUGCCUAUACAGCUGCGGCCCCCUCUCAGCGAGCCAGCUUUGGCGUUUGUGGUGGCACUGGGCGCCAGCAGUAGUGAGGAGGUGGAGCUGCAGCUGCAGGGCCGAAUGGAGUUCUCCAAGGCAGCUGUGUCCCGUGUUGUCGAGGCCUCAGAUCGCCUACAGCGCCAGGUGGAGGAACUCUGUCAGCGAGUAUACAGCCGAGGGGACAGUGAGCCCCCCGGUGAGGCGGUUCGGGCACGCACCCGGGAGCUGGGCCGUGAGAACCGGCGCCUACAGGACUUGGCCACCCAGCUACAGGAGAAGCACCACCGCAUCUCCCUGGAGUACUCUGAGCUACAGGAUAAAGUGACAUCUGCAGAGACCAAAGUGCUGGAGAUGGAGACAACGGUAGAGGACCUCCAAUGGGACAUUGAGAAGUUGCGCAAGCGUGAGCAAAAGCUCAAUAAGCACCUGGCAGAGGCCUUGGAGCAGCUCAACUCUGGCUAUUAUGUGUCUGGGAGCUCCUCUGGCUUCCAGGGGGGCCAGAUAACACUCAGCAUGCAGAAGUUUGAGAUGCUGAAUGCAGAGUUGGAGGAAAACCAGGAAUUGGCCAAUAGCCGCAUGGCAGAGCUGGAGAAGCUACAGGCUGAACUUCAAGGCGCUGUGCGGACCAAUGAGCGCCUCAAGGUGGCCCUGCGGAGCCUUCCUGAGGAGGUUGUACGGGAGACAGGGGAGUACCGAAUGCUGCAGGCCCAGUUCUCACUGCUCUACAAUGAGUCUCUGCAAGUAAAGACCCAGCUGGACGAGGCCCGGGGGCUGCUGUUAGCCACUAAGAAUUCCCACCUGAGACACAUUGAACACAUGGAGAGCGACGAACUGGGGCUGCAGAAGAAGCUGCGCACAGAGGUUAUCCAACUGGAGGACACGCUGGCCCAGGUACGCAAGGAGUACGAGAUGCUGCGCAUCGAGUUUGAACAGAACCUGGCGGCCAACGAGCAGGCGGGGCCCAUCAACCGGGAGAUGCGCCAUCUGAUUAGCAGCCUCCAAAACCACAACCACCAGCUAAAGGGGGAUGCCCAGCGAUACAAGCGGAAGCUGCGGGAAGUACAAGCUGAGAUUGGCAAGCUCCGGGCCCAGGCCAGUGGCUCUACCCACUCCAUUCCCAGCCUGGGCCACCCAGAGGACUCCAGCCUCAGUGCCCCAGCCCCAGGGAAAGAAGAGGGUGGGCCAGGCCCUGUUGGUGCUCCUGAUGCCAGAAAGGAGACGGCUUCAGUGCCUGGCACCACCGUUACUACCUCCUCAGCAAAGAAGGAAGACCUGGUCCCCUCGGAGGAAGAUGCCCAGGCCCUAACCCCCGGGGCCCAGGGCCCCUCCUCUCGGGGCCGAGAACCUGAGGCCAGGCCCAAGCGGGAGCUUCGGGAGCGGGAAGGGCCUGGCCUGGGACCCCCAUCAGUAGCCUCAGCUCUGUCAAGGGCUGAUAGGGAGAAGGCCAAGGUGGAGGAGGCCAAGAGGAAGGAAUCAGAGCUCCUCAAAGGUCUCCGAGCAGAGCUCAAGAAGGCCCAGGAAAGUCAGAAGGAGAUGAAGCUGUUGCUGGACAUGUAUAAGUCAGCACCCAAGGAGCAGCGGGAUAAGGUGCAGCUCAUGGCAGCUGAACGCAAGGCCAAGGCUGAGGUUGAUGAGUUACGGAGCCGAAUCCGGGAAUUGGAGGAGAGGGAUCGGAGGGAGAGCAAGAAGAUUGCGGAUGAGGAUGCCCUGCGGCGCAUUCGGCAGGCAGAGGAACAGAUAGAACACCUGCAGCGCAAGUUGGGUGCCACUAAGCAGGAGGAGGAGGCUCUGCUGUCAGAGAUGGAUGUGACAGGCCAGGCUUUUGAGGACAUGCAGGAACAGAACGGGCGGCUCCUACAGCAGUUGCGGGAGAAGGAUGAUGCCAACUUUAAGCUGAUGUCAGAGCGGAUCAAGGCCAACCAGAUUCAUAAGCUAUUGCGGGAGGAGAAGGAUGAGCUGGGCGAGCAGGUUCUUGGCCUCAAGUCCCAGGUGGAUGCCCAGCUGCUAACUGUGCAGAAGCUGGAGGAAAAAGAGCGGGCCUUGCAGGGUAGCCUCGGGGGUGUGGAGAAGGAGCUGACGCUGCGCAGCCAGGCCCUGGAGCUCAACAAGAGGAAGGCUGUGGAAGCGGCCCAGCUGGCCGAGGACCUGAAGGUGCAGCUGGAGCAUGUGCAGACUCGGCUUCGAGAGAUCCAGCCUUGCCUGGCAGAGAGCCGGGCUGCUCGUGAGAAAGAGAGCUUCAACCUCAAGAGGGCUCAGGAGGACAUCUCACGGCUGCGGCGCAAGCUGGAGAAGCAGAGGAAGGUGGAGGUUUAUGCAGAUGCUGAUGAAAUUCUCCAGGAGGAGAUCAAGGAGUACAAGGCGCGGUUGACCUGCCCCUGCUGUAACACCCGCAAGAAGGAUGCAGUCCUUACCAAGUGCUUCCACGUUUUCUGCUUCGAGUGUGUGCGGGGCCGCUAUGAGGCCCGCCAGAGGAAGUGCCCCAAGUGCAACGCAGCCUUUGGUGCCCACGACUUCCACCGUGUCUACAUCAGCUGAACCUGUAACUCAGGGGACUUUGGAACACCCGUGGACCCUGGGGGCUGUGCCUCCAGUCCCUCCCCACCCCACACCCAGGGGCCCCCACUCUCCAUUCCGGACCUUGUGGGCCUAUCCCCUCCCCACAUAGUUGGUUCAGGGGCCCCAGUGCAUGCUAGUGGGAGUGGGAUCAGCCAAGCUCAGUUCCACCUUUUCCCCAAGGUCAGAGCUCCAGCCUAGGGAGCACUCACCCUGCAGGAAAGGUCUGCUGUGAGGGGCCCAGAGAGAGCACUCAGCUGAACUUCCUGGAAGCUGGCCCCAACUCUUCAACUGUCUCUACAGGCCCAUCUCAGCCCUAAAGGAAAUUCUCCGGGCUGUGACUUCUCACACAAGUGAAGGCUCACUACCUGCUUACCCACAAGUGAGGACCAGGGAUGGGCUAGGUCCCCAGCUCGCUGCCCUAAGACUGGGCCCUGGGGCCCAGGGAAACUUCCUUUACCUAGUGCUCCCCAAACCUGGGCAGAGCUUCCCUCCUGUGGAGUUCCUUGGGGGUUUUGGUCUGGUCUUGUGUGCUAAGAGCACCCCCUUGUUGAGGGCACCAUCCUCUUCCUCUGGGAAGCUCUGAGUUUGCUGCAGUCACUUUGCCCUCAUCUUGGGAGUGCUGAACCAAGCUCAUCAGUUUCUAUUCUAAUCAGACCCCUCCCAAUCUCUAAUUUGCUCACAGGCCCACUUACACCCACCUCAAUGCUUCCCAAGGUUCUGCUGGGUCCCUAACCCUGACCGUUUCAUCCUGGUGGCCUUAUUAACUGCAGUGGGGGCAGAACUUCCCAGGAGGGAAAGGGAAAGACUGGCUGCUGGGCCAACUUCCGAUCAUUCCAGGUAGAAGAGCUUCACCUAACACCCUGUGACUGAGCCUGUACCCACGAUGCUUCCUGUGCUGCCUGCCCAAGCAAACUCCAUGGGCUGUAAAGGCAGUACACAGGGACCUGGAAGGUGGAGCUGCUGAACAGGUGCAAGGGUCCACUCGGACCCACAGCCCCUGCUCUAGAAAUGUCUUGUAUAGGCUGUUAAUUGUUAUGAAUAAACGCCCAACUCAGCCUAUA